AUGUCCGCUGAACUUUCUACCCCUCUACCAUUGGUUGGUGGCAAACAGCCAUCACCUCAACACCCUCUCGGUCCAUUGACAGCCAGCGAGAUUACUAACAGUUCGCAACUCAUCAAGUCCCUAUGGCCUACACAGACCAACAUCCAAUUUAAGAGCAUCACUCUCCAAGAACCAAGCAAAGCUGAACUCGUACCGUUCCUGGCUGCUGAGAGGACAGCCCAGGCAACCCCCACCAUUGAUAGACGAAGCUUUGUUGUUUACUAUAUUCGUAAUACUGACAAAUUACACGAAGCUAUUGUAAAUCUUACCCACGCCAAAGUUGAGAGUAAUCUUCGGCUCGGCCCAAACGUUCACUCAAACGCGGACGGUGACGAGAUCAACGCUGUGGAGAAAAUAGCCCUUGAGGACGAAGGUGUGAAAGCUGAACUUGCAAAGCUUCAACUUCCUGAAGGCACAGUAGUUAUUAGUGAUCCGUGGAUCUAUGGAUCCGAUGGCAUCAACGAAGGUCUAUUUACCGAUGAGAAACGAAUGUUUCAAUGCUUUCUCUAUAUUCGAGAUCCAAAGAACUCUUCAGAAGCGGACAGUAACCACUAUGCCAUGCCUCUUAGCAUAUCCCCUGUCGUUAGCGCCGAGACGAUGAAAGUCACCAGAAUCGAUAACUUGCCAACGGGUAUAGAUGCAACCGUCAAGGAGCCGUCACCGUACAAAGUUCAACCUGCGAAUGAGUACAUCUCCGAAGCUCAAACCCUUCGAACCGACUUGAAGCCUUUGAACGUUGUCCAACCUGAAGGCGCUUCGUUCCAAAUCUCCAACUUCAGUGAACAGGGUCAUAACGUCAGCUGGCAGAAAUGGACUUUCAAAGUUGGCUUCAACCAACGUGAAGGCAUGGUCCUCUAUGAUGUCUACUAUGCUGGUCGACCCUUGUUCUACAGACUAUCACUAUCCGACAUGAACAUUCCCUACGCCGAUCCUCGUCAUCCAUACCAUAAAAAGGCAGCAUUCGACCUUGGUGAUGCUGGCGCAGGUAUUAUGGCUAACAACCUACAAUUGGGAUGCGACUGUCUCGGUUCCAUUCAUUACCUCUCAGCCGUUCUCAACGACGACAAGGGUGAACCACUUGAAAUGCCAAACGUCGUAUGUGUUCACGAACAGGAUAAUGGGAUCGGAUGGAAGCAUACAAAUUACCGUACUGGCCGAGCAGCUGUGGUCCGAAACAGAGAGCUCGUACUACAGUCCAUCAUCACUGUUUCCAACUACGAAUACAUCCUCGCUUUCAUCUUCAACCAGGCAGGUGAAGUCAUGUAUGAAGUUCGAGCCACCGGUAUUCUUUCCACACAACCUAUCGACGAAGGUAUUUCUGUUCCGUGGGGUACGGUUGUCCACCCAGGAGUUCUCGCAGCUCACCAUCAACACAUCUUCUCCCUCCGAGUCGACCCGAUGGUUGAUGGGCCCUUGAAUCGCGUGGUAUAUGAUGAAGCACAUGCCAUGCCACGAUCAGAUUUCAACCCCCACGGCGUCGGGUACACAGUGACAGAAACGCCCAUCACAACAUCCGGCGGAUACGAUCUCGAUGUCGAUGCCAACCGAACAUUCAAGAUCCAAAACUCCACAGUCAAGAAUCCCAUCAACGGAAAAUCAGUAGGCUACAAGAUCAUGACUCCUCCUUUCCAAAAGAUGUUGGCAGACCAGGAUAGUUUCCAUUUCAAGCGUGCUGAAUUCGCCGACCACAACGUUUACGUCACUUCAUACAAGGAUGGCGAGUUGUAUGCUGGAGGCAAAUAUACCAAUCAAUCUCGUGGUGGUACUGGUGUCCGAAGCUGGGCGGAUCGGAAAGACAACGUUCUAGACGACGAUAUUGUUGUCUGGGUUCAAUUCGGUAUCAACCACAUUCCCCGCAUUGAAGACUUUCCCGUCAUGCCUUGCGAGAUCAUCAAGGUACAUCUGAAGCCUGUCAACUUCUUUGACAAGAACCCCGCCUUGGACGUUCCGCCGAGUGAGCAGAGAUUUAACAAGAGUGUGUUGGCCAGUACGAGCCAUCAGCAGGAGGCUGGAGCAGCUGUGAUCGGUCAAAAUGGGAAAGUCUGCUGUGUGAAAGAGGCAAGUAAAUUGUAA
Molecule: messenger RNA, 2112 nt
Organism: Lachnellula hyalina
Lineage: Eukaryota; Fungi; Ascomycota; Leotiomycetes; Helotiales; Lachnaceae
Product: Copper amine oxidase
Exons: 3
Coding region: 1-2112 (703 amino acids)
Biological process (GO): amine metabolic process
Molecular function (GO): quinone binding; copper ion binding; primary methylamine oxidase activity
Source: RefSeq, a predicted model, not a curated record